AUGUCAAGUCAACAAACGCCCUCGAAUAUCGAGCUCCGCGAGGUAACCACCCGAGAUGUAUUUGAUAGAGUCACCGACGUGAUCUGGACUGCCAGUCAUGAUCCAUAUAAUUCACAUUUCGGUGCUCUGCACCCUACUCAUGGCUUUACCGAAGCCGACCGAGAGGAAGACAAAAAAGCUGAAUCCGAACGCAAAUGGGCCGAGCAUGAGCGCAACCCCCCCUCACACUGGAUUUAUGCCGUAGAUAUCAGUACCGAUCAAGUUGUCGGAUGUGCCGAAUGGAUGAUAUACGCGAAGAAUCCCUUCCCAAAUGGACCCCUCCCGAUACCAUGUCGACACUAUCCGGAAGGCUCUGAAGCUGCUAAAUAUGUUAGUUUAUUCCUCUCUCAGGCAUUUUACCCGCACAUGUGCUGGAUGGCGCGGCCGCAUGGUGCAUUGAUGGCUUUGGCUGUGGUUCCGGGACACCGCAAUCGGGGGAUCGGGCGGAUGCUGAUGCAAUGGGGACACGAGCGUAUUGAUCCAUUAGGGUAUGAAAGUUUCAUUGAGGGCAGUGUUUUGGGUCGCUGGCUUUAUGAGCGCUGUGGAUAUCGCAGGCUUAUGGAUAUAUACCCCAAUAUGGAUGUAAAGAGCCCCAGUGAUGAAUGGAUUCGGUUACGGCAUCAAUGGAAGCCGCCAGUGAUUGGUUUGUUCUGGAGGCCACCGCGCGGUGAAUUUACUGAUAGUACGCCCCACGGUCCAUGGGAGAUCACGUGA
This is a messenger RNA of Talaromyces rugulosus, 753 nucleotides long. RefSeq lists its product as uncharacterized. NCBI's taxonomy places the organism in Eukaryota, Fungi, Ascomycota, Eurotiomycetes, Eurotiales, Trichocomaceae. The transcript is spliced from 3 exons. Gene Ontology annotation, molecular function: acyltransferase activity, transferring groups other than amino-acyl groups. Bases 1 to 753 code for a protein of 250 amino acids. The record is from RefSeq and is a predicted model, not a curated record.